CUUUGCGCCCCGCCAUUUCGCCAUCUCUCCUGUCCAUAUAAAAACCCAAAUCGAACUCGUUUUGCUUUUGAAUUGCUCUUGUUGAAAAGUUCUUCCCUCGCGGAAUUCCUCUUAAAUCUCGAUCCACAAAUUUCCAGAUGCCGCCGGUGAAUUUAACGGCGAACGCCGUCCAGGCUAUCAUCGCCGGUGACCUAAACUCGAAGCCGCUGGUCCAGGUGCUGGAUAUCAAGCUCAUAGGCACCAAGCAGGAGCGUUACCGCCUCUUACUCUCCGACUCGGUCUCCACUCAGCAAGCGAUGCUCGCUACUCAGCUCAAUGAUCGAGUCAACACGGGGCGCAUCCGCAAGGGUUCCGUCGUCCAGCUGAUAGAGUACAUUUGCAGCACCGUUCAAAAUCGCAAGAUUAUUGUUAUAAUCAAUCUUGAAACUAUCAUACCAGACUGUGAAGUUAUUGGGAAUCCGAAUGUACUUGUUGAAACUGAUUCAGUAGUGCAGAAACCAAGAACAAAUUCUGAGCCUGUAACGUUCAAUAGAAACACCAACGUGCCUUCUCAAAGUUAUGGGCAAACGAGCUUGAAAAUAAACAGCAACAAUUUGAGCUCACAAAGUGUUCGCAAUAAUUUCCAGACGAACCGCCCAACUAUUCAACCGGCAUACCAACCACCUCCAAACUAUAAAUCACAUGGGGCAGUCAUGAUGAAUGAGGCACCAGCACGCAUAAUCCCAAUCGCUGCUCUAAAUCCAUAUUUGGGUCGAUGGGCUAUUAAGGCUAGAGUCACUGCAAAAGGCGAUAUUCGCCGCUACAACAAUGCUAAGGGAGAUGGAAAAGUCUUCUCGUUUGAUCUCCUUGAUUCUGAUGGUGGAGAAAUACGUGCAACCUGCUUCAACGCCGUUCUUGAUCGGUUUUACGAGAAAAUUGAAGUCGGAAAAGUUUACAUGGUAUCAAAAGGAAGCUUAAAACCCGCACAGAAGAACUUCAACCAUCUCAAGAACGAGUGGGAGAUAUUGUUGGAAGCGUCCUCUACAGUUGACCUAUGUCCAGAAGAGGACCCUUCCAUUCCCAAACAACAGUUCUCUUUUAGACCUAUUAGUGAAAUUGAGAAUUCUGAAAAUAAUUCUAUACUAGACGUGAUUGGCAUCGUGAUAUGUGUUAACCCUUCAGUUCCCAUCCUUCGCAAGAAUGGCAUGGAGACUCAAAGGAGAGUCCUUAACCUAAAGGAUCAAUCUGGGCGGAGUGUGGACUUAACAAUGUGGGGAGAAUUCUGUAACAGGGAAGGUCAACAACUGCAGGAAAUGUUAGACACUGGUUUCUUUCCUGUUUUAGCAGUUAAAGCAGGAAAAGUCAACGAUUUCAAUGGUAAGUCGGUAGGAACCAUCUCUGCAACUCAACUCUUCAUAAACCCUGAUUUUCCAGAAGCUCUUAGCCUAAGGGAAUGGUUUGACCAAGGAGGAAAAGAAACUGCCCCACAUUCCAUAUCUAGAGAUAUUAUUCCUUCGGGUUCUAAGAACGAGGUACGUAAAAUCAUCUACCAAAUAAAGAACGAAGGCCUGGGAAGGUCAAAUAAGCCAGACUGGGUUACCAUUAAGGCAACAUUGUCUUUCAUCAAGACUGACAACUUCUGUUAUACUGCAUGCCCUUUGAUGAUCGGAGAUAGACAGUGUAACAAGAAGGUAACCAAGUCUGGGGAUUCAAAAUGGGUCUGUGAGAGAUGCAAUCAAGAAUUCGAGGAGUGUGACUAUAGGUACCUUCUUCAAGUUCAAAUCCAGGACCAUUCUGGGUUAACAUGGGUGACCGCCUUCCAGGAAGCAGGGGAAGAGAUAUUGGGUUGCCCAGCUAAGGAUCUAUACAUGUUGAAGUUUGAAGAUGAAGACAAUUCUAAAUUCUCUGGAAUAAUUAAGAAAUGCCUCUUCACUCAGUUUCUAUUUAAGCUUAAAAUCAAAGAGGAAAUAUAUGGUGAUGAGCAGAGGGUGAAGACCACAGUUGUCAAGGCAGACAAAGUUGAUCCUUCUCUGGAGAGUAGGUACCUAAUGGGUUUAGUGUAAUUCUUUUUGUCCCAUCUUCGUUGAACAAUUGGAAGGUACAUAUGAGUCCUCUUGAGGGAAACAUUUACCACUGAGUAUUAUUUGCUCAAAGCAAUUGUAAGGUGUGUUAUGAAGAACACCCACACAUAUAUAUAUAUAUAUAGAGUGCUCUUCAUGUCAGGCC
Molecule: messenger RNA, 2205 nt
Organism: Cuscuta epithymum
Lineage: Eukaryota; Viridiplantae; Streptophyta; Magnoliopsida; Solanales; Convolvulaceae
Source: the annotation of a GenBank genome assembly